Molecule: messenger RNA, 828 nt
Organism: Ilex paraguariensis (yerba mate)
Lineage: Eukaryota; Viridiplantae; Streptophyta; Magnoliopsida; Aquifoliales; Aquifoliaceae
Source: the annotation of a GenBank genome assembly
AUGGAGCAAUGUGUGAUGAGAUUGGAUAUUGCUAUGUUCAAUGCUAUCCUUCGUGAAUCUGCUGACGAGAUUCCUACAGAUCCUGUAUCUGACCCCAUUAGUGAUGCCAAGGUUCUUCCUAUUCCAGCAGGGAAAGCGAGCUUUGGGGCUGGCGCACUACUGAAAAAUGCGAUUGGGAACUGGUCGCGAUGGCUUACUGACUUAUUUGGUAUCGAGGAUGAUGACUCUCUUGAAGAUGAGGAUGGCCCUGAUAAUACUGAUGCUGAUGAGACAAAAGAAUGUGAUACAUCCUUCAAGUCUUUUCAUCUUCUCAAUGCAUUGAGUGACCUCAUGAUGCUUCCAAAGGAUAUGCUCUUAAGUAGGUCAAUCAGAAAAGAGGUGUGUCCUACAUUUGGUGCACCAUUGAUAAGGAGGGUUCUUAGCACUUUCGUGCCGGACGAAUUUUGCCCAGAUCCUAUUCCUGAAGUUGUGCUUGAAGCCUUGAAUUCGGAGGAUCCAUUUGAAGCUGAGGAAACUUCAGUUAUAAACUUCCCGUGCGCUGCUGCCCCCCUAGCUUAUCGGCCACCUUCAGGAGCUUCACUUGCAGGUAUCUUGGGAGAUAUUGGAAGCCAGACUCAACUGACGAGAAGCCGGUCUUCAGUUCUCAAGAAGUCAUAUACUAGUGAUGAUGAGCUUGAUGAAUUGGAUUCACCCUUGACUUCUAUAACGUUUGACAAGUUCCAGCCAUCACCUACUUCAACAAAAUCCAGUUGGAUAUCAAAGGAAAAUGGUAGCCGUAAUGCUGUCAGGUAUCAACUUCUUCGGGAGGUAUGGAUAAAUAGUGAGUGA